AUGUACAUCGUGGCUUCAACCACGCACAAGAAGGGCCAGGCGCGACAGAAGGGCAACGUCGAGCUCGCCCUCAAGGAGAUCAAGACCGGGACCAAGGCCUCGCGCACCUUCUCCUCCUCUGACUCGGUGGAGGAGGUGGACGUGCCCGUGGAGCCGCACACGAUCCUGUACGUGGACGGCGAGGGCGUGCACGCCAUGCACGAGGAGACCUUCGAGCAGCUAGCGCCCCUGGACGGGGACCUCUUCGGGCCGCUCCUCCCGCUGAUGACGGACGGCGUCCGCGUCGGGCUGCGGAUGCACGACGGGGUGCCGGUCGGGGUCGUGCCGCCCGACAUCGUCACCGCGGAGGUCGAUACGGUGCCGCCCACAUCGACCGGGUCCUCGGUGGACAAGGCGGCGAAGCGUGUGCGGCUCGUGGGCGGCCACGAGCUGUCCGUGCCUGACUACAUCGCCCCCGGGGACAAGAUCGUCGUGCGCACGUCCGACCUGGCGUACAGCAGGCGGGCAAACGAGGACAAGAAGCGGUCGACGUGA
Pedinophyceae sp. YPF-701 is the source of this 534-nucleotide messenger RNA. Lineage: Eukaryota; Viridiplantae; Chlorophyta; Pedinophyceae. The record is from the annotation of a GenBank genome assembly.